This is a messenger RNA of Hippopotamus amphibius kiboko, 5363 nucleotides long. It is a transcript of the gene P2RX5, whose product is annotated as purinergic receptor P2X 5. Gene Ontology annotation, biological process: response to ATP; monoatomic cation transmembrane transport. Gene Ontology annotation, molecular function: ATP binding; extracellularly ATP-gated monoatomic cation channel activity; purinergic nucleotide receptor activity. Lineage: Eukaryota; Metazoa; Chordata; Mammalia; Artiodactyla; Hippopotamidae. Gene Ontology annotation, cellular component: plasma membrane; nuclear inner membrane. The transcript has 13 exons. Bases 569 to 1921 code for a protein of 450 amino acids. The record is from RefSeq and is a predicted model, not a curated record.
UGUGGGGUUCAAACCCGCCGCAGCUGCAGCAGGAGGAAAACGCACUUCAUUCCAGCCAACGCUGCAGCCGGGGGUCCGACAAGUCUUUAGCCCCCUCCGGCCUGUGAGGGGGGGGCGAGGGUUGCCCCAGGGAGCAAGAAAAAUCAAGAAGCCUGUGUGUAUCUGUCAAUGCCCUUUACCCCGUCUUCGCCUCUACUUCCUGUGCUGUAGGCACCCCCCCGGCCUCAGUUUCCCCCUCUAUUCAGUAGCAGGAACCCCGGGAUUUCUCUGGGGGCGGAGGAACGCGGAGGGUUGCUUCCAAAGGAGCCGCUCCCCUCACCGCACCCCUCCUGCGGCGAUCGCCGGGAGGGCCCUGGCCGGCCAGUGGCCGGGCGGCGGUGCGGCGGUGUCCCUGUCCCUGCCGCCGUCAGGGGAGGCGGCGGCAAGGUCGCGGCCCGGGGCCUCCGGCGGCGCCCGCCCGCUGAGCCGCGCCCCCGGGCGCUGCGGUGCCCGCUCCGGGGGCCGGGCGGGGGCGGCCCCAUGCGGCACACGUGUGGCGGCGCCACCGCGGGCCAGGUGAGCCGGCGCCAUGGGGCAGGCGGGCUGCAAGGGGCUCUACCAGUCGCUCUUCGACUACAAGACCGAGAAGUACGUCAUCGCCAAGAACAAGAAGGUGGGCCUGCUCUACCGGCUGCUGCAGGUCUCCAUCCUGACCUACCUGGUGGUUUGGGUGUUCCUGGUGAAGAAGUGUUACCAAGACACCGACACGUCCCUGCAAAGCAGCAUCAUCACCAAGGUCAAGGGUGUGACCUUCACCAACACCUCGGAGCUUGGGGAGCGGCUCUGGGAUGUUGCCGACUACGUCAUCCCACCCCAGGGAGAGAACGUCUUCUUUGUAAUCACCAGCCUGGUCGUGACCCCCCACCAGCGGCAGGAAACCUGUGCUGAGAGUGAGAGCAUUCCUGACGCCUUGUGCUAUGAGGACAGCGACUGCCCUCCUGGGGAGCCUGUUGCGGCUGGAAAUGGAGUGAGGACUGGCCGCUGCCUGCGGGCGGGGAGUGAGCGAAAGGGCACCUGUGAGAUCUUCGCCUGGUGCCCUGUGGAGACAAAGUCCAGGCCAACGAAGCCACUCCUGAGCAAAGCUGAAGACUUCACUGUUUAUAUAAAGAACUUCAUUCGUUUUCCCAAAUUCAACUUCUCCAAGACCAAUGUGCUGGACACCACAGACAGAGCUUUCCUGAAGUCCUGUAAAUUUGGCCCCAAGAAUCCCUACUGCCCCAUCUUCCGACUGGGGUCCGUGGUCAGCUGGACGGGGAGCAACUUCCAGGAGAUAGCCGUGCAGGGCGGUGUGAUAGGAAUUCAGAUCGAAUGGGACUGUGACCUUGAUAAAGCUCCCUCCGAAUGUUACCCUCGCUAUUAUUUUAACCGUCUGGACAACAGAUUUUCAGAAACCGCUAUCUCUUCCGGGUACAACUUCAGGUUUGCCAAGUAUUACCGAGACGCAGCUGGGGUGGAGUUCCGCACGCUGUUUAAAGCCUACGGGAUCCGCUUUGAUGUGAUGGUGAACGGCAAGGCGGGGAAGUUCAGCAUCAUCCCCACAGUCAUCAACGUGGGCUCUGGGGUGGCGCUCAUGGGCGUGGGGUCUUUCUUCUGUGACCUGGUGCUCAUCUACUUCAUCAAAAAGAGCCACUUUUACCGAGACAAGAAAUACGAGGAAGUGAGGGACCUAGAGGUCCUCGCCCGAAUGGCAGAGUCCUCGCAGCAGAGAGUGGCCCCAGACGCGGCGGGGCUGGCGGAGCAGCCAGAGGUGCAGGAUGGAGGCGGCGCCCAGGAGAAUGGCUGUGUGUGCGGGCAGCUCCUCCAGCCCGCCAGGUCUGGCCACCAGGGGAAUGGAAAGGUGAAUGUGGAGCAGCUGCAGAACCUGCAGACCGUGGAGGCGUAGCCAGAGGUGUUGGCCAAGAGCAGAAUUUGGUGAAGAUCUGAGGGCAGAACUGCCCACAGCUUGAGCUGGGAAGAGCCGUCGUUGUCCAUGUGGGACGGGGCUUCCAGACACAGCCAUCUCUCCUGCACCUUGGGAUCUUGCUACAAGCUUUUUGUUGUGUGUGUGUGUGAGCCCAGUGGCCACAGUGGCUCAAGCAGAAGAGGCCCUGGAGAGGGAGGGGUGGGGGGCAGGCCAGGGGCCUAGAGUGUUUUCAUUUUCCCCCCGAGAACCUAGUAGGGCAUUCAGUUAUUCAUUCGUUCAUGCAGUAGACACUGUUUGAUGCCUGCUGCGAGCUGAGCCCUGUCCAAAAGAUGCUUGAAUGAGACACUGACCUGGCCCCCAGGGAGGGGAGCAUGCAGUUCCCUUCAGAGCCGACAGACAUGACAGCUGGGCCCAGCACUGCGGCCUUCCUCCAGCCUCUGGCUGAGACCUGCACAAACCCCUAGAGCGGAUGAUGGCUCCUCAGAGAAUGACCUUGGCCAACACCCAAGGGGACACCUGGCCUUGCCUCCAAGGGUGAAAUUUAAAGAUGGCCAAGGAGGCAACUGGGAAAGGACUGGACCUGUGAGGAGGCAGCUGGCCACGAGGAAGGAGAGCCUCAGGAAGCUCGGGGGAUAGCGUCUCAUCCAGACAGGAGAUGCAUUUGCCUGUGUCGUUUGGCUCUUGCUGUUCUGUGGGGCUUGCGUGUCCCUGCUCCGCUUCCCUCCCUGUCUCCUCAAGGCCCCAUCUGAAGGGCUAAUGAGAUGACGGAUGGUGCUCAAUUGUCAAGUGGAAACAGCUGUUACUAGCUUGGCCCUUGACCCCCUCUCGCAAUGGCUGUAAAGCAUUGCUACUCAAAGUGUGGUCCGUGGACCAGCAGCAUCGGCAUCACCUGGAAGCUUGUAAGAAAUACAGCCUCAGGCCCCUCCCUCAUGCCCCUAAGUCAGAACCUGCAUUUCAACAAGAUUCCCAGGUGAUUCACGCACACGUGAAAGUUUGAGAAGCAGUGCUUGAGGAGAUACGCAAAGCCUGGUUCUGAAAAGGCCAGCUUUGGUGGGUGGCGUCAAUUUCUAGGUCAGACUUACAUGCAAGCUACCUUGAGACCAAGCAGAUUCCCCACUUCCCUCCCCUGGGAAAGUGGUAUUAUGCUCAAUUCAUUCAAAUUGAAAUAUUUUGACUAGGUCAUACUUAAAUGAUUCAAAAUGUAAGCAGUACAAAAGAACAGAAGUGAAAAGCUUCCCUCCUACCCGGUUCCCAGAGGCAACCUGCGUUACCAAUUCCAAGAGGCUCACCUGUCUUGCCGAGAAUCCACUGGGUUACUCACGCCUUCCCUCAGGAAAUGAGCUUUUCCUGCCACCUGCAGUCAGACCAAGUCCCCUCUGCCAGACACGAUGGAACAUGCUGGGCUGGGGAGCGCUGGCUCGCUCCUCUCUCUGCACUGGCUCAGCUCAGUGUAACACAAGGGGAGGGGCCCAGAACUCAAUCACGGUUGUUGGAACCACCAGGCAGCCAAGGCCUGCUGUGCUGCCCCCCACCCAGCAAGCCAGGGUGCUGUCUGAGCACCUGCCCUGACUCUAGGGAGCACCCCCUCUGGGAGGACUCUGGUCCUCCUCCACAGGGAGCGAGGAGGAAGCAUCCUUUCACUGGAGCCUUAGGAGGAGAGGGUCAGAGGGGCCUGAAAGGUCUCUGGCAAGACUCGCCCCUGGGGUACAGGGGCGUGGUCCCCAGAACAGGACUCCUAGAUCAAGUAGCUCCAUCCCUUAGGCUGCCAGGUGACUUGUGAGCAAGCCCAACCUGCUGUCUGAAGAGAAAGUGAAAAAUCCAGGUGAUGUGCUGUGUUUCACUUCUCUAAGGCCAACCCUUGCAUUUGAUAACACAGCAUGUUACUUAUAUAUCUGGGAGGGAGGAAAAAGGGCAGGGGUCAGGGCCGCUUAGGAGCUGGUCUGGUUUCUUUUAACCUGUUUUUGGAAUCGCUUAGCAGCAGCCAUAUAACUUGGGGACAGUUGUGCUAUCUGUUUUAUAUUGGAAUGGAAAUGUCUCCCUACAGUUACUCCUUCAGUCAGUAAAUAUUUAUUGAGUACCUAUUGUGUCAGGUGUUGGACUAAAUGCUGGUGACACAGUUGGCGAGCAGCCCAGAAAUGGUCCCUACCCAGGUGCUCAGCGUCUAGGGGGUCACAUAUCAAUCACAAACGGGGUGGGGGGCUUUGAGUCCUCAGUGAGGCGUGGCCAGGCUUCCACAUACAAGUUGAAAUCAAGCAGCAGUCUAACUAGGUGAUGAGGGAAGCAUCCAGGUCAGGGAACCACACGUGGAAAAGAUGUGAGAAGGAGCAACUGAAGAACUGGAAGGAAGAUGGUAUGACUGGAACAGCUUUAUGUGAGGCUUUCUUUUCAUCAAGUUGGCAUUCUUUAAUUUUAAGGUUGCCCCUUUAAACUUACUGCCAUGGAGGACUUAACCUAAUCGUUUCUUCAAGUCCAGCAAAGCUUUCCAGGUGGCCUCCCCACUAUAUGUCAGAGGCCCCAUGCUCAGAAAGCCAGAAAGGCCAGUGACCCCAUCACAGCCUCUGGAGAGUGUCGCCCGCAGCCAGUUCCCUUGCUUUUGCACAUGCACCCCCAACCCCCUUCCUGCAAAAGCUUGGUGAAUGAGUGGGAGGCUCACUGAUGUUACAGAAACGGGCUUUGAGGUGGGAAGAAGAGAAGCAGGGAUUUGAGCGCUUUUCAAACUUGGGAAAGCCCCUUUCCCUUGGUGCACCUCAUCAGGAUCACGCCUCUCAAGAUCUUUCCGUGCUGACAUUUCAGUAUCACAAGAACUGUCUGUGCUUAUAUUCAAGCCUUGGCCUAAAGCCUUCUACCUAGUGUUUCCUAACUAUUGACUUAUUCCAUGCCUUUGGAGUACCAUAAUGCUGGCCAAUGGGAAAGUUUUACAUUGGGUGCUAUUAAGUGACAUCGUGGGGACCAGCCACUGGAAGAGUGCCCUUCACUCCUGAUGUAGGGGUCAUCAGGACUCAUCAGUCAUGGACGCCUUUUUGCGUCCCCCAACCCCGUCAGUUCCUUUCUCAGUGGCUAGCUGACCCCUGGGGGACCAGUCAAAAGCGGGGAAUGCGACUUCCUCCAGGCGUCUGAGUGCCCCGGCUAGGGUCUGCAGUGCCCCAGGAAGUCCUUACAUCACCCCAUUCGGAACGGCAUCUUGCAUGUCUGCGAAAGGGCUCCACUUGGUUCCAACCUGCCCCACUCCUCCCCACGUGCUACAACUUUCCUCAGAACAUACUCUCCAGUGGACCCAAGAAUGCGCUCUCUGACACCUUCCAGCUGUCUCCCCUUAGGCCAGGACACAGAAGUAAAGGGGGGAAGAUGGCAAGCAUUUUCUGGGUCCUGACCAAUAUAUGUAUUCUCUGACAUUUUAAUUUGGUUAUAAAACAAUAAAAGG